Myotis lucifugus (little brown bat) is the source of this 777-nucleotide messenger RNA. Its product is annotated as THO complex subunit 4-like. Bases 7 to 777 code for a protein of 256 amino acids. Gene Ontology annotation, cellular component: nucleus. The record is from RefSeq and is a predicted model, not a curated record. Gene Ontology annotation, biological process: mRNA export from nucleus. Gene Ontology annotation, molecular function: mRNA binding. The transcript has a single exon. NCBI's taxonomy places the organism in Eukaryota, Metazoa, Chordata, Mammalia, Chiroptera, Vespertilionidae.
CCCGCCAUGGCCGACCAAGUGGACAUGUCUCUGGACGACAUCAUUCAGCUGAACCGGAGCCAGCGGGGCGGCCUCGGCCGGGGCCCAGGCCGGGCCGGCUCCCAGGGAGGCCAAGGUGGCGGAGCGCAGGCCGCAGCCCGAAUGAGCUGGGGCGGCGGGCCCAUCCGGAACCGGAACCGGACGGCCCUCAUCCGCGGCGGCGCGGCAGGCGGCCGAGGCAGGAACCGGCCUGCGCCCUACACCCGGCCCAGACAGCUUCCCGACAGGUGGCAACACGACCUUUUCGAUGGCGGCUUCCGCGCGGGCGCCGGUGUGGAGACCGGGGGCAAACUGCUGGUGUCCAACCUGGACUUCGCAGUGUCCGACGCGGACAUCCAGGAGCUGUUUGCGGACUGCGGGACCCUGAAGAAGGCCGGCGUGCACUACGACCGCUCUGGCCGCAGCCUGGGAUCGGCCCACGUGCACUUUGAGCGGAAGGCAGACGCCCUGACAGCCAUGCAGCGGUACCACGGCGUCCCCUUGGACGGCCGCCCCAUGAACAUCCAGCUGGUCACCUCACAGGGAGACACGCAGCGCAGGCCGGGACCCAGUGUCAACAGAGGCGCGAGGACUAGGAACCGAGGAUCUGGAGGCUUUGCUGGCGGCACCCGCAGAGGCGCCCGCGGAGGCAGCCGGGGCAGAGGCAGGGGCACCGGCCGGAGUUCCAGGCAGCAGAUCUCUGCGGAGGAGCUGGAUGCCCAGCUGGACGCUUACAACUCGAUGAUGGACACCAGCUAA